Messenger RNA from Penicillium longicatenatum, 1089 nucleotides. RefSeq names its product phosphotransferase family protein. The record is from RefSeq and is a predicted model, not a curated record. Lineage: Eukaryota; Fungi; Ascomycota; Eurotiomycetes; Eurotiales; Aspergillaceae. The coding region runs from base 1 to 1089 and encodes 362 amino acids. The transcript has 3 exons.
AUGGCGGGAGCUGUGCGCCAGCCUAUAGACCUGCCCUCGUUGGAGCGGUAUAUUGACCAGAACGUACCAGCACUCAAGACGCCACUGGAUAUCAAGCAGUUCGGUUUUGGCCAAUCCAACCCCACCUACCAGCUCACCACCGCCGAUGGUAGGAAGGUCGUGCUGCGGAAGAAGCCUCCUGGAAAGCUGCUGUCGAAGACGGCACAUCGCGUGGAGCGAGAAUACCAAAUCAUCAAGGCAUUGGGUGGGACCGAUGUACCAGUACCGGAGGUGUUCUGCCUGUGUGAGGAUAACGACGUGAUUGGGACACCGUUCUACAUUAUGGAAUUCCUGGAUGGGCGGCACUUCACCGACCCAGCGAUGCCUGGAGUCAGUGCAGAGGAGAGGAAUGCAUUAUGGAAGAAUGCCGUGCAAACCCUUGCGAAGUUUCACUCGGUGGUGCCCUCAUCCGUAGGUCUUGAAGGAUUUGGCAAGCCAACGAACUUCUUCGACCGCCAACUCGCCACGUUCAACACCAUCUCGAAAGCGCAAGCAGCGGUAGUGGACGCUGACACCAAAGAGCCCGUCGGCGAACUCCCUUACUUCGACGACAUGGUGCAGUUCUUCGCACAAAAGUCCUCGCAGCCACGCGACCGCGGAACUCUCGUCCACGGAGACUACAAGAUAGACAAUAUGAUCUUCCACAAGACCGAGCCGCGGGUAAUAGGAAUUCUCGACUGGGAGAUGGCAACGGUCGGGCAUCCACUGUCGGACUUUUGCAACCUGAGCAGUCCGUGGAUCAUGGAGGGCGCGGAUUCUCAACUAGAGACGUUCCAGACCGGGCGGGUGCCAGGGCUGCCGACGCGUGAGGACUGCAUGCGUUGGUACAGUGAGGUGGCUGGAUACAAUCCUGCUGAGGAUAUUCUUUGGGGUGAUGCGUUCUUUGCGUUCCGAGGCUCCGUCAUCAUGCAGGGCAUUGCGGCCCGGUUUGCAGGGCGUCAGGCCAGUAGUGCCCGGGCGGGAGAGUAUGCUAAGCGGGCUAAACCUUUUGCGAUGGGAGCGUGGGAACGGGUGCAGCGGGUGCAACGACUCUCGCAGGGGAAGUUGUAA